Molecule: messenger RNA, 5235 nt
Organism: Haplochromis burtoni (Burton's mouthbrooder)
Lineage: Eukaryota; Metazoa; Chordata; Actinopteri; Cichliformes; Cichlidae
Gene: rnf169
Product: ring finger protein 169
Exons: 6
Coding region: 108-1865 (585 amino acids)
Biological process (GO): double-strand break repair
Cellular component (GO): site of double-strand break; nucleus
Molecular function (GO): ubiquitin-protein transferase activity; nucleosome binding
Source: RefSeq, a predicted model, not a curated record
UGGCGGGCUGCACGCGCGUCCACUCCUCUGCGCUCGCGCUGUUUCGGCGGCGGCAGGGCGGGGUUUGUUUUGAGAGCGGACCGGAGAGAGAAGACUCACCAGGGAAGAUGGCGACCGCAGGGUCUGCCGAACGGCCUGGGAGACCGGCCAGCGCCACGGCCGCCGGCACGUCCCGGGCCGGGCUCGCAGCUCGGUGCCGGUCCGGGUCCAGCCCACCCGAGUACGAAUCCAAGAAGUGCAUGGCGUGCGCGGAGACCGGAGGCAGCCCGGCCGGCAGACACCUGGCCUGUCCGCUCUGCCUAGCCUGCAGACACUCCGGCAGCGAGGAGCGGCUCCGCGGGAGGAGCGACCACGAGAGUAGCAGCAGUAGGCCGGGCGGGAGGGACUGCGACAGCCGGAGAGAGUUCUUCGUCUCUCCGGUGCUCAUCCCGAAGUCUGCCGACGCUCCUUCAGGCCCGAGCGGGAAACACAAGCUGCUGCUGUGUGACGACAGAGAGGAGGUGAAGAGGAGGAGCUCUCUGAACUGUAAAGACGAGUCAGUCCGUCGUGAUGAAGAUCCGGGCGUCCUGUCUGACUCCGAGAACGAGGAGCCGAUCAGCAGGAGGAUCCGAAACAUCUCAGCCUUCAUCAGGAAAACCAAAAACUCAUCCGCUGGGAGUUGUCAGAGGAGCAGGAGCUGCACUGAUCCUGUGGAGGAUGGAGGAGGAAAGAUGAAACUUGUCACCCAGCCGGCAGCCGUGAUGGACCGGGUUGGCAUCAGCCACAGCUAUGCGGCAGGAAUCCUCCUCUCCUCUGAGAACAGCCGCUCUAUCUCCGCCCCCAUCACCGCUCCCGAUCGGAGGCUCACCUGGCGAGCUGUGCUGACAUCAUCUUCCUCGGCUCUCCUGUGCAUGCCUCCUCCCCGCCCGGAGCGCUCCAUCAGCCCCGAGAGCAACGACAGCAUCUCCGAGGAGCUCAACCACUUCAAGCCCAUCGUCUGCUCGCCAUGCACGCCACCCAAGCGCCUCCCGGACGGCCGCCUGAUGGAGCCCACCAUCGUGAAGUCCACGCCCCGGAACCUGACCCGCGGUCUGCAGAAGGCCACCAGCUACGAGGCCAGCCCUGCCGUCCUGCAGAAGUGGAGGCAGAUCGAGCUGGACCGCCAGAGCCUCAAGGUGAACUCCAAGGCCACGCUGACGAGCCCCGUCUCCGAGGUAAACCACAACAAGCUCGGCAUGGGUGGCGAGGGUGCAAAGACGCGCCAGUCCCCGGCAGGAGACGCAGUGACGUCAGCAAACAAGAGGAGGCUGCUGUUCGACUCUCCAGCCGGUGACACGGACAGCUUCCAGAAGCAGUCGGUGAAGAUCCGCGUCCCCGCGAUCCGCUACAGCAGCGAGUCGACCUUCAAGGGAGGCUUUGAGCCGCCAGCCGGCACUCCUGAGUCCUGCAGCACGGGGGCGCUGUUCAGUCGGAAACAGUCGUUCUCGCCCUACACCAAGAACUCUGGGGUGCAGUCCUGUAAGUUAGUGCCAAAGGACUCUCAGAGUCCCAGAAAGGAGUCCGACAGUAGCAUCCACAACCAGACUACCUCACGGAGGGGCAAGAAGAGGAAGCAGAAGACCAAACACCUGGACUCGAGCCGCGACUUGGAUCUGAAGAGGGGCCGGCCCGUCAACCAGGAAGCGCUGGACGAACGGUACAUCUGCCAGAUUCAGCAGGAGCGGCAGGAUCGAGCGCUCGCCCUGAAGCUGCAGAGACAGUUCGACCGCGAGAACCAGAACCGUAGAAGGAGCCCCGACAAGUAUUUCCUGCGGUCCUGGAUGUCCACUCAGAGCCGCAGGAGGCGUGGCCUGAGGAGGUCCAGACGAAUCAACAAGAAGCACUAGACAGACGGGCAGGAUCUCAUAUAUGCAAAGACACGAAAGGCGAAGGUUUAAUGAACGUAUGAAUGUUUUCACUCGUCUGACAAACGGGUUUGUAACCUGGAGACGUUUCUUCCAAACACCAGCAGAUCACCAAAAACUGAACCUUCAGCUGCAGGACGGCGCGACAGUCAUCACCACAGGAAACGUCCUGGAAGUGUUUGAACUCAGAGGCUUAAUCUGAGCUUUUUUACAGAUCGCAUGGCCGAGUCGUUUCUCUGCAGCUGGAACAAAGAAAGCUUUCACAGGUUCAACCAUAGUCACGUGGCCCGGGGCAAAGGAUGUUUAUGUUGAGCUUCCAGUUAUAGAUCCAGGGUGGAUGUGAGGCCCUGAAGGUCACAAUGUCUGAGCUGAACAUCACCUCGCAUCCCGACACCGCUGAAGGCGACGGCGGUGUUUAAUCCGUAUUUGUGCCUGCGCAUCAUCUGAACUGUUGCAAAGGUUCAGAUGAAGGCAGGCCGCACGCUGCCGGGCCGAACACGACUCUGUCAGUUCAGUCCGGUGCGCUCCACGCGAUGAUGAUGAUGAUGUUUAUUAAUAUAGUUCAUUUAAAUCUCACCGACCUCACAGUGAUCUCCCAGAGGCCGAGGAAAAUCUAAAAGGAGCUUUAUGGAAAGAAAUGAGAUGAGGGACUUUUCCUUUGCUGCUAGCGUGAGUGUCGGCCUGUGACAGAAAUCUCUUUGUAUUUGUGACCGUUUAUGAAGCCCAGUUUGAAUCAAAUAGUUAAAAGUGAUUUUUUUUAUUGGCUCCAAAACUCCAGACUGUCAGAACUUUCCAAAAGUCCAAAAUCAUGAUUCGUAUGUAUUUCGGUAGCUCAGAGCGUGACACGCGUCUCUUCAUUCAUAUCUGAAGUGAACACAUAUCUGAACACAUCACUUCCUACCUGACGGUCCCUCUGGGUGUGCAGGUAACCCUCCACCCCUGAAAGCGUGACAUGUACCUGGUAUUACCCUCUGAGGUGAUACUGAGGAGCACCGACGGUCGCUGUGACGCAGGUUUCUGUUGGCCAGAGGGGGUCAGCAGCACGUCUUUGCCCCGGGCAGGUGGAAGUUACCCCUGGUUUAUCCUCGUGAGAACUUUCCACAGGUUAAUCAAAGUCCAGCUGACCUGCAUGUGUUGGGAAUGCAGGAGAAACCAGAACCCGCUCAAAUAUAAGGAGGUGUUGAGUCAGACUUCUCCCAGCAGCUGAGGAUCAUGGGACAUAAACUUCCUCUAGUAUAGCUGCUGGUGUCAUCCUGGUCUUCCAGUCGGAGCUGCCGAGGCUCGUGGGGACUGCAGUCUUUAGAACCCGAUUGGUCAGGAAGGAUUUCUACCUGAAUUCGGAUCAGGAGACUCACCUGGUCACUCUCAAGGAGCGAGGAGCCGUGUGAUUGGACGAGCUUUAUGGCCUGUGAUGUUAGAUGCUGGUGCAUUCAGACCAAAUGUGAAUUUACUGUGGUCACAGAGCUCUGACUGUGGUACUUUUAAUAAUUAUUGAUUUAUAAAAAUCACGCUGGAGUCAGUUAGAACGUCACCUGUGGUCCACAGGAAGCAGGUGAGGCAGGUGGCUGUAGAGCCGACAGCCAUUUAGCAGCGAGGUUAGAGCCCCAUCUCUAUGUAGAGAAACUUCCACGAUUGGGCCAAGCUGAACCAAUCAGUGAGCGAGUUCAAGCUUUUGGGGACAAAAUCCACCCUGACCCUUCACCCCUCACAGUCAGCUGUUUUCUGUCUGCAACGUAAACAUAUUUAAUGCAGAAACUGCCUUCAUGCAGCAUUUCAUACUGUCAGAGUUACAGGAAAUGCGUGAGGUGGUUUCCAAAUCUGGAUCUUUUUAAUGUUUUGAUCGCUCCGUCAGUGCAGCAGAGGUCCACACGAAGCCUUCAGGCUGAAACCAUGUUUAAGCUGUCAGAAACUGCAGCUCGCUGCCACGCCCCUGCAGGAGCCUCAGCCUCAGCCUGAAGCUGAGACUGAAGGUGGGCGUGCACGUGCUUGGUCUGAGCUCACUUUCACACUCUGCUUCAGCGUUCCAAAGGAGCUGCACGGCUUCUGUUUGCAGGUCGUUUGUGUUGGAUCGGUGAUGCUGUAGCUCCUGCAGGCCGUCCAGAUGUCUGGUUCCUCAACACACGUGUUUUUUCUCCAUGCUAAGCUCUGUCAGUGGUUAGUCUGAGUGCAGCGCCACGCUGUGUUCAGACUGUGCUCAGAUCAGAGGCAGUCUGAACGACGCUGAGCGCUGGUGGGUCGCUGUUAGAAAAGCCGUACUCACACUGAGCCUCAGUAAUGUCAUGAUUCACUCUGGGGGUCGUAUGUAGAUGUGAGGAAGAAGAUGUGAGGGCGGGGACAAACUGAGGACACGCCCACAAACAUCCAACGUGUUGGUGUAGUUACUCUGCAGUUCCUCUACCUGAACACCUGCAAAGAAACAAUGAGGUUGGGUGGCGUUAGAACCAGACUGCAGCUCACAGGCUGGAUGUAAAAUAAAGGUGUAGCUCCUUAAACCUGCAUUCUCUCUGAUGUCCAGCAGGGGGUGGCAACUCAAAAAUCUGAGACACUCACAUGGUCUCUGUGCUCACUAACACUUUCCUGAUUGGUUGAUCAUCAUUUUGGAGAUGAUGGUGCCGUCAGAGUCACAGGAAGCAGGUUAGGGCGGGGCUACCUGUGAUUGACAGAUUGCAGUGCUCGCUCCCUGUCAUGUCUGCCAGCAGCACAAACCCAGGUCCAGUUCAAUGACUGGAGUUACCGGAGGUAAGAGGCCACGCCCCUAAUAAUUGUAUUACUACUUUUAGUUUACAAUAUAAAGCGACUUGAGACGGCUGUUGUUGUGAUUUGGUGCUAAAUAAAUAAAAGUGAAUCAAAUUCAAACCAUGUGAGCGUAAAAUGCAGGUGUCAUGAAGGGAAAUGAUCCACAGAGACCACCAGUGUGUAUCAGGCUGCAGACGUGUUCAUUUUAUCACGGGAGUCUGCUGCCUCUGCUGGACGGUGGAGGAACUGCAGGCUUUGGAGGUUUAGGUGAUUGGUUUAGAUAAUAACAUUCCUGCUGUUUCCUCUGUUUUUUUUCUUUUUUUUUUACAUUUCUGCAUCCUCAAUGAUUCCUGGCCUUCAUCAUCAUCAUCAGCUGUUAAAGUUUAAUUUGAAGUCUUGAUGGAGCUGAAGGGCUUCUUUUUUUUUUUUAAACCAUUAAAGAUGUGCACGUUUCUGUUUUGUAUUCUUUGGUGGGUGCAGAGAGUUCAGGUGGGGGUAGGUGGACGGGGUCAGGGGUCACGCUGAGUGCCAAAUGAGCAGAUGACAUUGAUCCUUUGUAACUGACUAGUUUUGUAUGAGCGGCUGCUGGAAGAAAAAGUAAAAGAGUUGAAACGCU